This is a messenger RNA of Quercus lobata, 381 nucleotides long. RefSeq lists its product as uncharacterized. The record is from RefSeq and is a predicted model, not a curated record. Lineage: Eukaryota; Viridiplantae; Streptophyta; Magnoliopsida; Fagales; Fagaceae. Bases 1 to 381 code for a protein of 126 amino acids. The transcript has a single exon.
AUGUACCUUGACUUGUACAGGGGGCUAAACUUAAAGCCUAAGGACCUGACAGUUUAUGAUUCACCUUUGGUGAGUUUCGACAGGAAGGUUAUCAUCCCAAAGGGUCAGAUCAGGUUGCCCGUGCAGGCGGGUUUAGAAGUGGUUGAAGUGGACUUCAUUGUGGUGGACGCAUACUCUCCUUACACGGCCAUUGUGGCCAGAUCCUGGCUUCAUGCCCUGGGGGCCGUUUCUUCUACCCUGCAUUUGAAAUUGAAGUAUCCAUUAGGGGAUCGGAUUGAGGAGUUCAUGGGGAGUCAAUCCAUGGCUAGGCAGUGCCUUAUGGCUACAAUUAUGCAUCAGCCUGCGGCUGAGUCCUCGGCCUCUACUGAGGGGGGCUUAUAG